This is a messenger RNA of Podarcis raffonei (Aeolian wall lizard), 2333 nucleotides long. RefSeq names its product N-acylethanolamine-hydrolyzing acid amidase-like. Bases 274 to 1380 code for a protein of 368 amino acids. Gene Ontology annotation, biological process: fatty acid metabolic process. The transcript is spliced from 11 exons. The record is from RefSeq and is a predicted model, not a curated record. Gene Ontology annotation, cellular component: lysosome. Lineage: Eukaryota; Metazoa; Chordata; Lepidosauria; Squamata; Lacertidae. Gene Ontology annotation, molecular function: fatty acid amide hydrolase activity.
GUUGACCACCAGCAUUACGCUUUCCAUUUUAAAGUUCGGAAUAGAAGAGUUGCUUUGGAAGACUAUAAUCAGGCAUCCAAACAACAUGACCAAUCGCAGGGGGAGGUGAAAGGAAAGCGGGGGGAGUGUUUCUAUUUUUGGCCCUGCAAUAACCCCUGAUGCGCGCACAGCGGCGCUCCGCCUUUCGUUUGCAUUCCCUCCCUCCGCGCCGCGUUUCCUCCCCAUAUCCGGGCUCCUGGCUUGAGCUCCUCUGUUUGCUUUUGGGUUGCAGCCAUGGAGCGGCGGCUGCCACUGCUGCCCGGGCUUGCCUGGAGCUCCUUCUGCCUCCUGCUGUUGCUGAAGCUGCUGUGCAGGGGCGCUGCUGCCCCCCACAUCGCCGGGGCUGCUGCUGCUGUUGCUGCGCCCUUGCUGUGCAAUGUCAGCUUGGAUAGCGCGCCCGAGGAGCGAUGGAACCCGGUCCUGCGCCACUUCGACCCGGAGUUCCUGCGAGCUGCUUUCUACCAGCUCAUCGACAAAGUGGUUCCCAAGUGGGUUCAUGCGAUUAUCCGGCCUCUGGCGGAAGAAUUAGAAUCCUUUGCCCCUCAGCCAUUUGCAGGCGAGAUCCGGGGACUUUGCCAAGCCCUGGGGCUGAAUGUUGGGGAUGGCUUGCUCAUCAAUUUGGCCUACGAAUCUACUGCAUUCUGCACCAGUAUCAUCGCUCAGGAUAACAAUGGGAACAUAUACCAUGGCCGGAAUAUGGAUUAUGCUUUUGGAGAUAUUUUACGCAAGACAACCAUUGAUGUGGAGUUCAUAAAGAAUGGGCAGGUAAAGUUCAGAGGUACAACAUUUCUCGGUUACGUAGGUUUAUGGACAGGACAAAGUCCACACAAGUUUACAGUUUCUGGAGAUGAGAGAGAUUCUGGCAAGUGGUGGGAAAAUGCCAUUGCUGCUUUUAUAAAUCGAAAUUCUCCAGUCAGCUGGCUGGUCAGGACUGUUUUGAGCGACGCUGAAGACUUUGAAGCUGCUGCUCUCAUGCUGUCCAAGACACCGAUUAUAGCUGACGUCUACUACAUCAUUGGGGGCACCAGUCCCAGGGAGGGGGCAGUCAUUACGAGAAGGAGAAGCGGUCCAGUAGAUAUUUGGCCCUUGGAUCCUCUGACCGGAGGGUGGUACCGGGUGGAGACAAACUACGAUCACUGGACAACCCCUCCUCCUUUUGAUGAUCGAAGAGCCCACGCCAUGAAGGCGAUGAAUGCCACCGGACAGAAAAAUAUUAAUCUCGAGUCUCUCUACAAAGUGCUAUCCGUACAGCCGGUCUUGAACAAGCUCACAAUUUAUACCACUGUAAUGAGUGCUGCAGCCCCCAGCAAGUAUACGACAUGCAUCAGAAACUUGGAAUGAAAACGAAUCAUGGAGGGAUUUGGAAAAAUGGGCUUCCCCUAGAACCCACAUCGAGAUUUAUGCUCCCUGGACAAGCAGUUCAGUACAUUAAUGGGGAAAUUUACCAUCCUGUUCUUUUACAAAGAACAACAGACCACAGUGGAAAUUCACUAAAUGUGGCUGACUGCAUAGAACUUGAAAUAAUCUUUCCCACCUAUACAGGAAUGCAACUAAGGUUGAAGCAUAAUCAUCUGAAUAUGAUUUCCAGUGGAUGAUGCUUUGAAGGCAGAUGAUGCAGGAACCUUGAGGAAAUUAAGCAGGUCUGAGUCUGGGAUGGCAGAGUACCUGGUAACCCUACUGACGAUGCCUUGAUUUCCACAGAAGAACAGCAGGAUGGAGGCGCAUCAAAUUGUGUCAAGAGUAUGCGCAGCUGUGGCCAAUUCCAGAGAAUGGUGGGCUUGAGCAGGCAUCCCCAACCUGUAACCCUCCCCAUGUUUUGGCCUACAACUCCCAUGAUUCCUGGCUAACAAGACCAGUGGUCAGGGAUGAUGGGAAUUGUAGUCCAAAACAUCUGGAGGGCCGAAGGUUGGGAGUGCCUGGGCUUGAGCAUUCGCUGGGCUCCCUACAUAGCCAAAAGGCCCACUGCCCCCAAAACCCUGCUACUUUGCACAUGGCACUUGAGAAAGUUAGAGACUGCACAAUAUAAUUCUCAUUUUGCACACACAUAAUCUUUGUAGGCUAAGGGAGCCUGUUGAAGAUGCUCUGCCUUUUAGGUGCUAGCACUGCAUAUAGUAAUGCCCUGGUUCUGGUACUCAGAAGAUGAAGUUUAAAUAUUUUAAUGUUUGAAAUCUUAAGCCUUCAGACAGGACUGAAAAGUUAAUGGGUUGUUUUUUUAUCGUCGCUCUUGGAAUAAAAUGAUUGUUCUGCUGUUGAUCUUUGAUGAAAGGACUGUAAAUAAAUUGAUUUAUAAAGCA